AUGACAUCGAACUUCGCCGUUCACUACACUGAGCGUCUGAUUCCGUUGACCAGGCUGCAACUAUCUACGCAGUCCAAGCCUACAAGCGAUGGCGGUACACUAAAGUCGACGCAUGCAAUGCUACAAAGCUCACCCUCUGAAGCUACUGUGCAGGAAUCUGUAGACUUUCUCUGCACUUUCUCUGUUCGGGAGGACAAACCAGGGCUGCAAUCCGACAGUGAGGAGCUUGUCUUUUACAAUGCCGUCUUCAGGAAAACCAUUUUCAACCUGUAUGCGCUUGCCGUGGAUCUCUACCUGGAGGAAUCAAGUGCGGCUCAGCUUGACGCAGAGUGGUGGGCCGAUAUCGAACAAUCUACGUGGUCUGUAGCGUCGUAUCUCUUACAGUCGUUCCCGAGCCGUCUUCGUAGAGUUUUGCAGUUGAUUCAGGUACAGAAGAUGUCUGUUCGACUGUCGGCGUUCUGCCCAUCGUCUGUUGCAAGAUUUUACUGGGAUGCUGCGCCUAUUCGGCUCAACCCCUUCACUGUUGCACUCUUUCCCUAUCUGCGCAACCAGUCCUCUGCUGUGGUAUCAUUCUCUCCUGUUACCGCAGGGAAAAGCACGCGACCAGACUCCCUCGUUGCCCUGGCUGAGAAAAUACGUGUUGGGGUCAUGUACAGUAUACAAAGAGUAAUUUCCUUCCUGCUCUUUCCUCUCCGUCUUGCUCGAGAAGAGUGUCAGCUCAGAAGAAAGGAAUUGGAGAAGGUGAGGAACGAAAGGGCUGAGGUCCUUGGAAAGCUUUUGGAGUUGCGACCCUUGCUUGCAAAUGGUCUGGCAGCCGACUUCAACGGUUCAAUCACUAGUUCGUCAAUUGACAAUCAAGCCCUUACGGCGUUUCUGUUCGAGUUCGCUGUCGUCACGUCAGGCGACGUAUCACAGAAAGCUGCUCUCCCUGUGAUCGAACAACUCCUCGGUGCAUUCAAAAACCAUGGAAUCAUACAUAACGCCUACCUGGACGCCCACGAUCUGCGACGACCAUCCCGACUUACCCUGUUAUGGCCUCGCUUAUUCCUGCUUCCCCCACUGAUGCUCUAUUGUGCCAAGCAUAUUUAUGCUUCUAGAGCAACUUUAGCCGACCUUAUGCUAGAUGUGGUGAACACCGUACAAAACUUUUUCAAGGGUUGGCUGUUUGACCCUAUAAAAGAUGUCCUUAUGACUAUCCGUGCUGGUGGAGAAGAUGGUGUCAUUGUUAGGCGAGAAGCAGUUGCUGCUGACCUCGAUUCACUCGAGCGAAUGACCCUUGCUCUCGCUAAGGAAAAACUUAGUUAUGAUUCUACGCAACUUGAAGCACUUUCACAACAGAUACGUCAGGGUGACCUCACUGCCGUGCUGAAGAUCUAUGAAGAGGACAUUAAAAAUCCGGUGAAAUCUGCAAUAACGGGGACACUUUUGAGGUCAAUGUUUAUUCAGGUCCAGAAGGCCAAAGUGGAUCUCGAUCAAGCACUGGCUGGCAUCGAUAAACUGUUGAAAUCUCAAGAACUUACUUUUGCAUUCGUUGGUGUCGCGCCAGCCCUUGCUGUCAUAUAUGUCGCAGGAGGAUUCCUAGGAGGACUACUGUCUAUCAGACCUGGCAGGUAUGGAGGGAAACUUAGAAAGACCAGUGUUUGGCUUGCAAUGAGGUUGACCAUACUAGUUGUCUUGGAAAAUAUGCGCUUACUACUCUACAUUUCUAGGCGUAUUGAGCGGCUUCUGUUGUUCCAACCUAAAUUGUCGUAUCACCAUCACGAUACCGAGAACUUGCACUCGGACACCAUUCCGGCUUUGACGACAGGACUAUUGGUUUUAUCUCUGGCGCACCUCCGAGAGUAUGCUUUGACGUCGCUACCAGCACGGUCGCGACUUCGAGAGGGAUUUUUGGAGGAUAUCGAAGACCUUGAAGAUCCUGGAUUGCGUCGGUCGGAAAAACUCAGGAUUAUCGAUAGAAUGUGGAAGAGUUGGGGCAAGGAGCUUGGUUGGUACAAUUUAGCGGGCGGUAGAUCAACCAGGUAG
This is a messenger RNA of Suillus plorans, 2025 nucleotides long. RefSeq names its product NCA2-domain-containing protein. The record is from RefSeq and is a predicted model, not a curated record. The coding region runs from base 1 to 2025 and encodes 674 amino acids. Gene Ontology annotation, cellular component: mitochondrial outer membrane. The transcript is spliced from 4 exons. Lineage: Eukaryota; Fungi; Basidiomycota; Agaricomycetes; Boletales; Suillaceae.